AUGUCUGUCGAAAAAAUCAACUCCACCAAAAAUUCGAACUUCCAACACAUCCUUUCGCAUGCAACAAAAGUUCCUGGUCUGAUAUUCCUGAGCGGCCAAACGCCAACAGAUGUGAACGGCCAAGUCGUUCAAGGGGGAAUAAAGGAGCACACAGCCCAAUGCAUCCACAAUUUAGGAAACGUUUUGGAAGCUGCUGGGUCGUCUUGGGAGAAAGUGGUCAAAGUUAACGUAUACUUGAAGAACAUGGAUAACUUUACUGAAAUGAAUGAAGUGUAUGAGAAGCUUUUGCCCAGUCCAAAGCCUGCGCGGACUUGUAUUCAAGCGGCAAAACUGCCGAACGAUGUUGAUGUUGAAAUAGAGGCGAUCGCAGCCGCAUAA
Psilocybe cubensis is the source of this 378-nucleotide messenger RNA. RefSeq lists its product as uncharacterized. Gene Ontology annotation, molecular function: deaminase activity. Bases 1 to 378 code for a protein of 125 amino acids. The transcript has 4 exons. NCBI's taxonomy places the organism in Eukaryota, Fungi, Basidiomycota, Agaricomycetes, Agaricales, Agrocybaceae. Gene Ontology annotation, cellular component: mitochondrion; cytosol. The record is from RefSeq and is a predicted model, not a curated record.